This is a messenger RNA of Betta splendens (Siamese fighting fish), 2074 nucleotides long. RefSeq lists its product as uncharacterized. Bases 844 to 2004 code for a protein of 386 amino acids. The record is from RefSeq and is a predicted model, not a curated record. NCBI's taxonomy places the organism in Eukaryota, Metazoa, Chordata, Actinopteri, Anabantiformes, Osphronemidae. The transcript has 7 exons.
CACACACACACUGGGGUUACACCUCCCCUCACACACACACACACACACACACACUGGGGUUACACCUCCCCUCACACACACACACACACACACACACACACUGGGGUUACACCUCGACACACACUGACACACUGGGAUUAUACACACACACACACACACACACACUGGGGUUACACCUCCCCCCUUCCCCCGCACUGGGGUAUCAGCUGCAGUGGGUGAUUGAACCAGAAGGUGGCGCUGACAUCAAGGGGUCACGAUCGGAUCCAUGGGGACCUGCUCUUAGUCUUCUCACCUCUCUCUUCACGUGGAACGCCACAUUCUUCGCUAUCAAUACUUAGAAAUCUAUUGAAUUGACACAUACGUUUUACUGGAGAAAAAACCCGGAGUCAUCAAUGAACUCCACAACGUUAAUAUGCUGCUUCACAGAAACAACAGACAGACUUGGAUUUGUCUUCCUGUUUUUAUUUUUGUGCAGCGUGAUGAUAAAACAGCUCAUUUGUGCUUUAUUGUAUCAGUGGAAACUUUGACGUCUGGACUUUAAAAAGCUUCUCUGUGUGAUUCACAUCUGCUCAUAAACACUGCAGCUGAUUAAAUAAAACAUAGGUGAUGAGGGGUUCCUAUUAUUCUGUCUACUCCAGCUCUAUCUGGAGUCUGGGCUGAAAUAACAGCACAAGGUUCUGUACUGAAGGAACCCGACGGUUCCACAGCUCAGCUCUGCAAGUCCAACUUUUCCAGGAUCAUCACAGAGCAGUUGCGUAAGGAAGAGAAAGAGGAAGCGGAGCAGGAACGAGUGGAACGAAGCCUCUCUUCAUUUCAGCUCAGCAGCUGCAGGUUGAGGUUUGCAUGGAGAUGCUCAGUGUGUUUUCCUUCUGUUACAUCUGGUUUCUGCAGAUUGUCCCAAUUGGCUGCCAUGAAAAUUCCACAGGCCUCUACGCGGGUUCUUCCGGACCCGCAGACCGGCUCUUCUCUCCGGCACUGCUUCGGGUUCUGGUCCCAGAGGAGCACCACCUGUGUCUGCGCUGCGGCGGGUUUCACGGUUCGGAUGUGGUGUGGACCCGCCAGAACAGGGAGAUCCUGACGGGCAGCGGGGAUGCAGGGCGGCGCCGCCGGGUCCUGUCUGACGGACUGCUCUGCCUCCAGCAGCUGGACGACUCAGACAGCGGGCAGUACCGCUGUGACGGGCGGCUGGUGGCCGAGCUGCAGGUUCUGACGGGUUCCACCUUCGUGGUUACCGCCGGCUGGACGCUGCUGCUCCCCUGCAGCCCGCCCCACAAAGCCAAGCAGAGGUGGUUCCACCGGAGGAGAGGAGGCCGGCGGGAGCCCGUCUUCACGCGCUUCAGGAACGGCACCGUGAGGCCGGAGAGGGACGGGAACCGGCUCAGCUUCGGGAACGACGCCCUGCAGAUCCUGGACCUGCAGCCAGAGGACGCUGGAGAGUAUCAGUGUGGGGAGCUGCAGGUCAGAGUGAUAGUGUUGCUGGAUCCGACCCGCAUCAGCACCUCCUCUGCUACAACGGCAUCUUUUGUUGUCAUGGAAACAGAUGAGUUUGGCACAAAGAGGAAGGAUCAGAAGAGACUAGAGAACGCUCUGUUGCUGGCGGCGGUUGCUGGUUUGGGGAUGAUGAGCCUCCUCCUGGCUGCGCUCUGCGCUGUACAAGCUAACGUCAAGUGUAGGAGGGUGAAGAGGAGCAGACACAGAGGUGGAGGAUGGACUCAUCCUCUUCCAGAGGCGCUGUUGUUGUUAUGGAUGUUAAUUUUCCAAUAUUCUUCAUUCCAGCAACGAGAGGCGAAGACACCGACAUGCAGUCCUGGACCACAAGCAGCCCACAAACUGAGUACGAGGAGUUUGAGAGCCAGUCCCUCCACUACGCGUCUCUGGGCCGACAGAACUGGGGGGAGCGAGCCAGCAGGACGCCGCCGGAUCAGAACCACGGUGUCGUCUACUCGUCCGUCGUCACCAUAUCCUGAGCAUGUUGAGACGCGGGUCGUUACCGAGCCCACAUGACUUUCAGGAAGCAAAUGAUUGAUUUUAAAAUGUCCUUCAGUGAAAAUGAAAAUAAACUGAAGCGACUGGA